CCCCAGCUGGGGUCAGCUGACUGGUAGAAACUCGGUCAGGUGGUGUCAAAACCACCCGAAGAAGGAACUAAAGGGUAUUUAGGAAAGUUAUUGGUUAGCUUUAUUGUGUUUAUUUGUACCGCAUUAUUCGCUAGAUUAAUAAUACACAUUUUAGAUCAUCAGCAAUGGCGCUCAGCGAUGCCGAUGUCCAGAAACAGAUCAAGCAUAUGAUGGCCUUUAUUGAACAGGAGGCCAAUGAGAAAGCAGAAGAAAUUGAUGCAAAGGCGGAGGAAGAGUUCAACAUAGAGAAAGGUCGUUUAGUGCAGACACAAAGGGUGAAAAUCAUGGAAUUCUAUGAGAAAAAGGAAAAGCAGAUUGAACAGCACAAGAAAAUCCAGAUGUCCAAUCUGCUGAACCAGUCGCGGCUGAAGGUGCUCAAGGCUCGGGAUGACAUGAUCGUGGACUUGUUGAACGAGGCCCGCCAGAGACUUGGAGAUAUUUCCCAAGACCCUGCCAGAUACUCUGCGUUGUUGGAGGGUUUGAUCUUGCAGGGCUUCUAUCAGUUACUAGAGCCUAAAGUGACGGUCCGAUGCCGACAACAGGACGUAGAGAUGGUACAGGCUGCCAUUGACAAAGACAUAAUCGUCUAUAAAGACACUGUGAAGAGCAACAUUGUCGUCAGAAUCGACCAGAACCGAUUUCUUGCAUCGGACAUCUGCGGAGGUGUGGAAGUGUACAAUGACAACGGAAAGAUCAAGGUGGCAAACACUCUGGAGAGCAGGCUGGACCUCAUGGCCCAACAGAUGAUGCCUGAAGUCAGAAAAUCACUGUUCGGUCCUAACCCUAACCGUAAAUUCCUGGACUAAAUGGAUACACUAGUAGUGGGAGGACAUGAGGAGGCUGUAACUGUGUAAAAGGUUGCCAUUGUUGGUCAGGAGCCCCCAUUACACUCACUGCAGUGCUAAGACUGGAUAUUCAGGUAUCUCUUGUGUGCCAUUGACAUUGUUUUGUAUUGAAUAGAUUUGUGCCCCAGAAGUGUCCUUAUGAAAUUAGUGUUUUGUUGAAUGUCAAUGCAUAUGGUCCUCUUCAAUACAAAUGUAUUUUACCAAAGUGGUCAAGCACUUGAUAUGUAUGCCAAAAUAAUAAAUAAUUUACAACUGAA
This is a messenger RNA of Gadus morhua (Atlantic cod), 1141 nucleotides long. It is a transcript of the gene atp6v1e1a, whose product is annotated as ATPase H+ transporting V1 subunit E1a. The record is from RefSeq and is a predicted model, not a curated record. Gene Ontology annotation, cellular component: proton-transporting two-sector ATPase complex, catalytic domain. Bases 165 to 845 code for a protein of 226 amino acids. Gene Ontology annotation, molecular function: proton-transporting ATPase activity, rotational mechanism. NCBI's taxonomy places the organism in Eukaryota, Metazoa, Chordata, Actinopteri, Gadiformes, Gadidae. The transcript is spliced from 9 exons. Gene Ontology annotation, biological process: proton transmembrane transport.